Molecule: messenger RNA, 6893 nt
Organism: Alligator mississippiensis (American alligator)
Lineage: Eukaryota; Metazoa; Chordata; Crocodylia; Alligatoridae
Gene: CATSPER2
Product: cation channel sperm associated 2
Exons: 12
Coding region: 4991-6751 (586 amino acids)
Biological process (GO): flagellated sperm motility; monoatomic ion transport; transmembrane transport
Cellular component (GO): membrane; CatSper complex
Molecular function (GO): calcium-activated cation channel activity
Source: RefSeq, a predicted model, not a curated record
UCGGACAUCGUCGAUAAAACGCGGAAAGCGUCGCAAAGGGUCACGUGGUCGGGGGUCAUCGUUGCGGCGAGCGGAGGGGCGGGGCCGGGGGCGGGGCGGGGCGGUUCCGGCGCUCAGCGUGCGUUGUGUGCCGAGCCGCCCGCAGUGCACCAGGGCCCGCGCCGCGGGGGCGGGGGCGGGAGUGCGGCCCGGCAGCGCGCCGGGUUGCCGUUGUGAGCGGGGACCCUGGCUGUCUGUCUAGAAGUGCAGUUUGUUUUAAUAAACCCCCAAAUGCACGUUUUUAUGCGAUUAAAAUGAAACCUGUGUUAGCGGGCGUCACCUGAGCACAGUGCGCGCUAGCAAACGCGCGGGGCGCUCGUGCCCGGGGAGCCGGGGCUGCCCGCAGGCGUUUCCAGCCUUCGGUGUUUCUUUUAACCCCGAGUCCGAGCUGUACGCACUUCAGUGUCGUGUACCCGCGGUGAGAUCCCGGCUCUGCUCAAGCCCCAGACCCGCGUUUUGGGCAAUUAAAAUGAACCGUGUUGGUCAAGCGCGGCGCGGCGCGGCGCGGCUCCCCCCGGGCGCGUCCGGGUCUUGUGUUUCGGACGCAGACCGCGCCGUCCCGAUCCAGAAAAGGAUGAUCCGCUCUUUUGUCAUUUGUUCAGUCGUUUUACCGUUCGUUUGCUUUUAUAUAUUUUUGUGACUGCGAUGGAGUACAGCAUGGCGUUUAAGAAUAUGUUAGUGUUACCAGUGAAAAUUAGCUUUUUAUAUGUUUUUAGAUUUGUUGACUUUUCUAGAAAAUGUCAGGGCAAGUUUAACGAGGGCAAGUCAUUAAAGAAGGGCAACUGCUGCAUUAUUUUGGGCUGUGUAGUCAAGAAUAGCAUGGAUUUGAAUCCCUGGGAAGGUAGAAACUUUGGGCUGGUCGCCUGGCUCAGCCCACACCCGUCGUGCGCUUUACGCCCCGUUGUGGUGUCGCGGUAACGGGGGGCCUGUCGUUAAUCAUCCCGUGCGCUCGUUUGCUGGGUGCAGAAGCUCUCAACGAGGUUCGAAGCUAGAGCAAGGGAGGAGGGGGUGAAAGCUCUCCCAAAAUGCCCCGUGGAAAAGGGCAAGGCGGCCUGCUCACGAGAAGAUCCGUGUCUCGGACGCGGCAGCAACCCGCGUGCCUUGAGUCGCGUGCGAGAGGUCCACCGAUGCCUGUGCGAUGCCACCACGUUUCGGGGCGUCGGGGAGGGGAGUGCAGCCGGCAAACAGCUGUGCUAAGGCUCCUGGCAAGAGUCCACGGCUUCCCAGACCUAAGCAACAAAACUGAACAAAGCGAAGUGCCUUCUGUGGCCCUGGGAAGCGUGGGUGCUGUUUGGGCUCUAGGUGAGCAAGGCACAACAGUUUCCGUAUAAGAAACGUGGCAGGCACAGGGCCAGGGGACUGGUGCACGGCGUACGGACUGCUGGACAUAGAGCCAGGGGACUGGACAAUUUGGGCUGCGAGAGAGGAAACAAAGGGAAGUCGUGUUAGCAGCACCGCGUGCUGGGGGGACGGACGCGCCUGCUGCAGCCCUGCCCGAACAGCGCAGCGCGGGAGCCGGAAACAAGCGUCACGCGCCCAGUGGAGGGCCCGAGGCCCGGGACCCUUGAAGGUCACUGCUGAAACGCUAAGAAGCCACUUUUCAGGUCGCGUUCUGGGGAGGAAACGUAGUAUUGACUAGGGGUUACUAUUAACGUUCACUUGAUACCAACUCAGAUGACUUGCAGCGUCAGUCCUUGGAGGGGUCUCUGGCAAAAAGAAUCCUAUUGGUAACAGCAUGGGGCUAUACCCCCCAGCCCGCCCACGCUGCAGUGUGGGGGCAGUGCCCUGUGCCCCCCCCAGUCUGUUUCAUUUCCUGUCCUGGUGCCAGACUUGGCAGGUACCGGCUGCAGCCCUUGCUGCUCUCGCGGGCCUGCGUCAUGGGUGACCGUGCCUUCCGCGUUCUCCCAGGCUGCGAUGCAAGCAGGCCGGACGACAAGGACGGGCUGCAGGGACGCGCAGGGCAGCACAGCUGCAGUCUGGCCCCUUUGUUUUCCAGGGGGACCUCUGGAGUCCCCUGGGGGGAAAAGCCCUAUUUGGGAUCCCUAAAGCUGGGCUAGGACAGCCUGGGCAACUUAUACCCUCCGGGGAAGAAACGCCUGGUUGCAGUUCAUCCGUGGUGCUUUGCCUUCCUCCAGGACAGAGGAGCUGCAGACUGGAAGCUGAGGUGAUAGGCUGGGCCCAUACGAUACUGAUACGGAGGAAAACCUAAAAGGCCGCAGGAAGUGGCGAGAGGAGACGCUAUGCUGGAGAGCAGCAGAGGCAAGGGCUAAGGGACACUCCUGCCCAUACUUCUUUAUGUUUGUGACUGACGGACUAGAGCCUUCCUGGAAGUUGGCCAGCAAGGCACUGAGUUCAGCUCCUGUCCGUGACGCCUGAGCAGCAGGAGCGCUUAUCCGAACCGGAGGACUGUGGUAGGGUUACUAGUCUGUGAGGCCCCGCUCCAGGCCAGAACUAAAGUAUUUUUGUACUCUUAAAGACAGCCCUGGUUUCCUUCUCUGGGAGAGAAUUCUAUAUUAAUACCAUCGAGUCGUGGCAGGUAAGUACCCGAGUGGGUAGCGUACCCCUGCAGGGGGUUUGUUGUGGUUUUUGUGUGCGCGUUCCAAGCCGAAUCGGCCGAAUCAAUUCCAAAUUUGUGAGUCAGUCAAGAACCGUAUGUGGCCGUACUACCAGCAAACAUCUACUCCCACCCAGGGCUUCAGAUGUCUCCAAAUCAUUUGGCAGGCAUCCUAUGUGCAGGCCCAAGCCCAGAGGCUUGGCUCGGAUGCCCCCAAGUUUCACUUGCCCUCAGCCGUAUAGCUGCAGGAGCAAGCCAGGGAGGAGUCUCCUGUUUCCAUAACGCAGGUGUAAAGCCAAGAUCUUCCCAUAGGAAAUGAAUGUGGGAGGUUAACUAUACAUUACUUCCAUGGGUACUAGCCCAUACUAGAAAAGUGGUUAUCCCCAUAUAUUUUUCCAAAAAACCCAAACACACACACACACACACACACACACACACACACACACACACACACACACACACCCCCCCUUAAACUGCGUUAAGAAACCUGCCCACCCAUUACAAUAAAUGCACCUGCUCCCCCAUGCACCCACCCACCCACUGCCCUCCCUAGCCCAAUCGCAGUUCCUUAGUCCAAGCCCCGAUUUGGGAUUUGCAAUCUCAGUUAAUUGGCCGUCUUUGUUGCUGUCGAUGGCGCUCUCGCUUCCGCUGCUGCUGACCCUGUUGUUUUCCUUCUUGCCGUCUCCAGGUCCAGUUGUGCCGCUGUCCUCUUAACUUUCCCUGGCCACGUCUCCUCCCGGGGGAUCUUUGAACAGCCUGUGCCACAAGUCCCUUUUCCAGGCAGAGUUGGCUGCGUCUUCUGUCCUCUCCCACUGAUUUCCAGUAGCAGGACCAGACUUCCUUCAGACGCAUUUUGACACGGCCUGGUUCCUGAAUCUCCGCGUGUCCGUACACCAGUGGGUUCCUGCGUUGCCACAGGCGCUGACGCGGGAUGCAAACUGGUCGAAAGGAGUUGUCGGGGGCCCCUGUUCUUUCUUCGGGUGUCCAUACAGCACCGCCUCCCUUGUUAUCAGCCUGGCUCCUGUCACUUCCUCCAGCAGCCGGCUUACCUUGUCCCACGCUCCCUUGGCGUAGGGGCAGAGCCACAGGAGGUGGUCGAUGGUUUCCGUUUCAUUUUGGCAAGAUUCCCUGGGGCAGUUGGGUCGAAUCCCUCAUCCCACUCUGUGUCUCACCGGGAGCGCGCUAUUAGCUGACUCCAGCCCCUGUGGUCCUGUUGUGGGUCCUCGUGGAAGAUCCGGUUCCAGACGGCCUGGCAGUUGUCUUUGGGGAGCGUCUCCGUGGUGGAUAGUCUGUCUCUGUCUCCAACUGCCUUCUGUAUCUUCCCGUGGUUGGACACAGUCGCCUUCGUUCUGGAGCCUGUCCUCGCUCCGGGACCCGUUUGGGCCCUGGAGAACCGGGGCUGCUCCGUGGUCCGCGGGCUCCCGCUCUUGGUGCGUGCUCCCCACACCGUCGCAGGAGCAGACCUGCAUCAAUCUUUACCAGACAGGCUGUUUUGCUCAAUGGCCCGAUCACCAGCUCGCAGAUCUGGCUCGUGUAUCGUGGCCAGUUGAGCAUGUGGAUGUCUGGCAUCCCUCAGCCCCAGCCCGUUUCUCUUUUUAUAGGGUCUUCCUUGCCCCCUUCUCCAUUUGGGAUCCCCAAAAGAAACCACACGUGGCUCUCUGGAUUCUGUGGAUGAUACACGGGGGGGGAGGAGACAUGAGUGCAGGGUAGAGGAGCACUGGUAGCAACACCACCUUCAUGAGUGCCACGUGUCCCCCCAUGGAGAGCUGGUGCGCAUGCUGCAGACGCAACCUCUGCUUCACCUUGGCCUCCUUGGCACGCAGCGCUGGUCGAGCUGUAGACAAAGGGACCCAACUGCACCCCCUCCCCCAGGCAUAGAAACCCCCCAGCCGUGGUGAGCGAGGUCAGGCUGAGACGCUGGUCAGUGCUGCACUAAAACCCAGGGAGACAUUCGCUGGGGCAGAUGCAGCACCAGGACCUCUGGCAGCGCUCGCAGCCCUCACCCAGGCUGGAUUCUGGCAGGGUGGCGGCACUGCCUCUCGGGCACAGCCUGGGGCUGAGUGGAGGGCCAGGACGGCCCUACUGACCGCUCCACCCCCAGAGACACACCUGACUGCCAGGAGCGCAACCAGGGCACACACCGAGGGACCCGGAGCCCCUGCCUGUCGCCAGCCGCCUUCAGCCUGCUUGCCCCAGGGCGCGCUCCGGCUGCCCGCUGCUCGGCAGGGGCUGGCAAGGAUCCUGGCUGCUCUGGGAUGCUCUGGCUGCCGGAGCCCGUGCCCCCUCCCUCCCUCCCCCCCAGUCUGCCCCUCCGCUCCCGUCUGUGAGGUCACGGCCCGGUUCCGUGACGCCGCGGCAGAGAGCCUCGCCAGCGGAGCCGGGCGCCAGGCGGGAGCCAUGGACCCGCCGCAGGUAACAGCUGUCGCUAGGCCCCCGCAAUGCAGCUGCAGCGUCUCGUGCACUGCUCCCCGGGUGCUGCAGCCUGGCACACGUGCGCCGAGCCCCCAGCCCCGCUGCUCCCCACACCUCGCUCUCAGCUGCCUGGACCCAGUGCCAGGAUGGGCCCCAGCAGCCUCCCUGCCACGCAUGUGCCACGCACGUGCCACGGCGGGGGGGCAGCGUGGUCGGCGCGUCUCUGCUCGGUCCGGCUGCAGCCCAGACACGCUGUUGUUGCAGAGCCCAGAGGACGCCCCCAAAGACAAGGGCCCUGCCUCCUUCACGCUGCUGCCCCGCGCAGAUGCCAUUCGCUCCAAGCUGAUCUACACCUUCUACCUCGUGGACCACCUGCAGGGCCUGUGCCAGGCUGUCCCCCGACACAACAUCCGGGACUUCCUGGACCACAAGAAGAGGAAGAAGCUGAUGCUCGCAGACCAUCACCAGCUCAUCCGCUUCAACAUCGCCCUAGUCAGGAACAGUGGUGUCCCACGGGGCCAGCGCCUGUGCAGCCGGCUCCACGUGCGCUGCAGCCGCUGGCCCCCCCUCGCCAUGUGGGCCUCCUGGCUGCUGAGCGGCACCAUCUUCAAGUCCUUCAUCAUCAUCCUCAUCUUCCUCAACACGGUCAUCCUGAUGAUCAAGAGUGAGAUGAUGAACUGGACGGGGGAGAGCAUCCGCAACCUCAUGCUGAGCCUGGAGGUGCUCACCUGGUUCAUCAUCGCCAUCUUCAUCCUGGAGAUCGGGCUCAGCUGGGUCGUCGACUUCAGGGGCUACUGGCACAACAUCUGGAACAUCUUCGACUUCAGCAUCACGGUGCUGUCGCUGGUGCCCGAGUUCCUGUACCUGCUGCCCGUGGCCGACUGGGAGGUGCGCCGGAGGCUGCUGCGCAUCGGCCGCGUCUCCCUCUCCCUGAAGCUCUUCUCCAGGUUCCGGCAGGUGCGGCUCAUCGUCCUGGCCAUCAUGAAGGCCCUGAAGGCCAUGACCUUCAUCCUGCUGCUCCUGUUGAUUUUCUUCUACGUGUUCACUGUGUCCGGCAUCUUUUUCUUCGAGAGCUACAGCCGCUCGGACCGCACCGACCUGGAGUACGGCUGGUACUUCCGGGACCUGCCCAACUCGCUGGUGACCGUGUUCAUCCUCUUCACCAUGGACCACUGGUACAGCCUACUCCAGGACACUUGGAAGAUCCCCGAGAUCAACAAGGUCAUCAGCAGCCUCUACAUCAUCCUCUGGCUACUCAUUGGCUCCUUCAUCUUCAGGAACAUCUUUGUGGCCAUCAUGGUGACUAACUUCAAGAACAUCCGGAGCGACCUGAUCGAAGAGGUGAAGCAGAUCGAGACGCAGAAGAGAGCCGACCUGUUCAAGAUGCAGAUCAGGGAGAAGCGGCAGAGCCAGUCGCACGUCCUGGGGGGCAGCCUGGAGAGCUCGUCCAGCACCCGCAGGCUCCACUUCUCAUGCUUGGAGCCCGAGAAGGAGCUGGCCUCCGAGCUCAGCCCUCCGACCUCAUCGUCCGACCAGAGGAGCUCCAAGGACCUGGACUGGGAGACGUACGUGCACCAGAACCUGGAGAGCCUGCGGGAGGGCGGCGAGGGCGAGCAGGUGAUGUGGCCCCGGGACUCCCUCUUCCGCUACUUCGAGCUGCUGGAGCAGCUGCAGUACAACCUGGAGGAGCGCCGGCGGCUGCAGGAAUAUGCAGUCCGGGCACUGACCAACAUGCAGGACAAGUAGCCGCCGAGGGCCCGUUCCACAGAGACGCCUGCCCCAGGACUCGCCAAGUUGUCUGCAGGCCGGGCUGGCUUCCCUGCCCUGCUCAUGCAGCAGCCACUGGGCCCCCCCUGCUCCCCUGUUGCUGAUUAAAGCUAGGAGAUAG